Molecule: messenger RNA, 4197 nt
Organism: Conger conger (European conger)
Lineage: Eukaryota; Metazoa; Chordata; Actinopteri; Anguilliformes; Congridae
Gene: irag1
Product: murine retrovirus integration site 1 homolog
Exons: 25
Coding region: 805-3381 (858 amino acids)
Source: RefSeq, a predicted model, not a curated record
CAGCACACGCACAUGGUUGCCUGGUUAUGGUUGCCCUUAGAUAUGCAAAGAGGGUGAAAGAGGUGCUGAUGCCCUCUCAAAAUGUACUGUAUGCAGGGCCCUUGCCUGCCAUCCAAGCCCAUGAGUCACUUCAAUGCAUCUCACUCUGAAAGCGUCUCGUAUUUGUGCAUCUCAGCAGCCGAUUUGCAUGGCUAGUGGACCUCAUGCAAAUUCACUGUGUCUUGCCGCCUUUGCAUCUUGUUUCGAACAGGUGAGGCCAUUUCUCUGACUACAGGAGGAGGUGACAGCUGCACAGAGGACGAUAACACUUCCGGAACAGCUUGCCUUACUGACACGCCAACACAAGCACAGGUCCCGUGUGGCAGCAGCAAUUCACAGCCAAACAGCACAGACAAUGACAGCACAGGACCUCUCGUGUUAGUACACACAAGGACACAGACAACGCUCUUGGAAAGCUGGCCCCAGGAUAUCCUACACCCGGAGACACGCCCUGAGCCCGAUCACAAGAAUGGUCCAGACAGCAACACCCUCGAGCACACAGCAGGGAGUCUGACUGGUCUAAGAUCGGAGGGUCCAGCCUGCCAUGACAACUGUCAGUCAGAGCCAGUAGACAAUGGGAGGAGCCAGGCCGUGCUGACUGAGAACCCCACUCCUCUUGUUGUAGUGACGGCAGUAGAAGACCCCAUUCAACAGCGUGCCACUCUAAGAGAACGAGAUUGGCCGACUCAGACAGGUAUCUCCACCCCCAGCUCUGCCCCUUACAUUUCCACCCAAGCCACAUCUGUCUUCCGUCAAGUCCCCACCAUGCCCACGCUCCCUGAGGAAGAGGAAGACUCUCCUGAAGACCUCGACAGUACCAACAGCUCUCCCGUCACUCAGUGCACACCUGUUGAAAAUAAAGCAGUAACCAUGGCAAUCCCUGCACCAUCUAUUGUAUUCCCAAGACAAGAUGAUUUUGGCAACCAAGAUCCCAGACCUCUUGAGCUGGCCAGGCCCCACAGCCCUAGGCCUCGUCUCUCCCGAAACACCGCCUCCAUCACCACAGUUGACAGUGCAGGUCAUGUGAUCGACCUAGUGAAGGACCAGCUGCCAGACCUGCAGCUCAGCGUGGAGGAUAAGCAGAAGAAUAUGGAGCUUCUGGAGGAGGCCAAGAGAGUGAGCGACCGCUUCCUCUCCCGCCGUGGCCGCCGGUCCACCAGCAGCCUGUCAGAGUCGCCCCCAGGAGGCCUCUCCCCAAACCCGACUCCACUCUCUUCCCCGGCCCCGUCGCGAAGCAGCUCCCUGACUGUGCCCCCUCAAUCUGCUGGUCUCUCGUCCAACUCCACGCCUCACCCUUCUCCUGUACCAUCUAGGAGCAACUCUUUGACUGUGCCCCCUCAGAAUGCUCUGGAGGAACUGGGAGCGAAUUACGUCAGCCCACCAGCCAAUCAACGCUUGGAGGUAUGUUUGAUUGGAGAGCAGGAAGACAACAGCCCACAGGACCAAGAGAGCCUCAGAAAGCCCAAUGAGAAGCGCAAGGUGUCCUCUGGCACGCUGUCGCCACGGCGCACCGUGCCCGCGGCUGCCAGAGAGGACGGUGGGAAACCUCGGGAGAAAGGGAAAUGGGGCCUGGAGGCCAGGGAGGAGGAAGAGGGCCCAGGGCGGGGGACCCAAAGGAGGGCCCCGGAUGACGAGGCCCCCGCCACGGGGGUGGCCAAACCCGUGCCCCGCCUGGCCUCGCAGCAAGCCCCCUGCACCGCAGAGAUCAGGACCAUAGGUGCCUUCCCCCCGCUCAUGAGAGCCGUGUCCUGGGACACUGUGGGCUCCUUCCCUGCCAGGAACGGGGCGCAGGACGAUUCCCCCCAAAAUGAGGAGGCCCUCCCCUUCUUCGAGAAAUCAAGCGAGUCCCUGUUCAAGUCCUCGGGGUACAAGGACUUCCCGGUGCAGCCUGUCAAGAUGCAGAAACUGGCCAAAAUGCGGGAGGAGCACAAGCUGAUUCGAAACCAAAGUAUUGUGGGAUCAAAGUUGCCGGACCUGAAUGAAACAGCUGAACAGGAAAGAGGGCUCUCUCCCUGUCCCCCUCUGGCAUCUCCUAUGGAGGAAGAAGCCAAAGAAAAGUCAGAUGUGAUGCCCAACAUCUCUGACAUAAUGCUGCGGAAACUGAAACUGCACAGAGCUGUUCCGGGCAGUAGUCCACCUCUCACAGAAAAAGAGGUUGAGAACGCGUUUGUGCAGCUGUCCCUGGCCUUCCGGAACGACAACUACACCCUGGAGACUCGCCUGCGCCAGUCGGAGCGCGAGCGGAACCUGACCGAGGAGAACACGGAGAAGGAACUGGAAGAAUUCAAAGGCUUCCUUAAGGGCUCUGCGUCCCUAUGGCAGACCUCAGAGCAGCGCGACUCCUUCCAGCGCCUCCUAGAGACGGUGGCGGUACUGCACCGUCUGGCCACGCGCCUCUCUAGCCGCUCAGAGAUGGUGGGAGCCGUGCGUCAGGAGAAGCGUAUGAACAAGGCGACGGAGGUGAUGAUGCAGUAUGUGGAGAACCUGAAGAGGACCUAUGAGAAGGACCAUGCUGAGCUGAUGGAGUUUAAGAAGCUGGCCAAUCAGAACUCCAACCGUUGCUACGGUGGAUCCAUGGACACCGGAGAUGAUGGCGUUCCCCGCACAUCCAGAUCGAUGUCGGUGACCCUUGGAAAGGCGCUGCCCAGGAGGAGAGUCAGCGUCGCCGUGGUUCCCAAAUUCAACCUCCUGACCAUCCCUGGCCAGAGCCCCCCCAGUGCCUCUGGGCCUCUUCUCCCUGUGCUGUGUGAGGCCAGUGCAAAGGCCAGCUCUCCCUCAGAACCUGCACAGCAGCCACUGGCUGAGACUGGAAAGAGUCUGGCUGACCAGGAGAGCGAGACAUCUUCUCCAGCAAAACCUCCCAGUGGCCCUGCAGAGAUCAGCUCCGAAGUGAAGGCCAAGAUCGAGGAGGAUGCAUACAAUAAAGGGUACCAAGAAGGACUGAAGAAAAGCAAGGAGCUCCAGGAGCUGAAGGAGGCAGAGGAGAAAAUGGAGGAGAGCCAAGAGGAGCCAGAGGAGAAGGAGAGAAAGGAAAAGGAGAAGGAGAAGGAGAAGGAGAAAGAGCCGAACGAGGCCAAAGAAAAGACACACAGCAGCAAGUAUGAAAAGCUGCUUGAUGUCUUUGAGCGGCUGUGCCCAAAGCUCCUCAGGCAACAGCGAAUGCUCUGGAUUGCCAUGACCCUGUUUGCGGUCACAUUGUUUUUGGUCAGCGUUUUCACAUACUUUGGGGAUCGCAGCAGUGCUCUGGGAGACGUGUCUGCAGGAAAGGCCAUGGGCCCAGGCAAGAAAAAGUUCUUCGGGUGGAACAUGAGACAUCAACCGAAAAACCCCACCCCAGAAUAACACAGAGCCCCAUGGUGCCCCACCCUUUCACACAGUGAGAACAGAAAAGACUCCAAUAAUCCAAACAUAACUACGACCAUCUGCAAGUCCAGGACACUGCCCUGAAUACAUGACUUUCAAUAUGAAAUGUUGCAGUGAAGAAACUUUUGUAACCGAUUGACUCUGUAUGAUGUUGUAUUUUACUGAAAAGCCAAAUUAUUUGAAGAGAAGAGGAUCCUAUCUUUAUGUAUGAACAUGAUGAUAUUCAUAUUUAAUUGGAUGAACACCAUGGUAAUGGCCUGUGCUGAAAUGUCUUACAUUUUUGCUCUUCCUCUGGGGUGAAGUUGUGGCCUUAACAGUAAUUAUAAGGAUGUAACAUAAAUAAAAUGUUAGACAAAUGUGCCUGUGCUAACAAAUCAGAGGUCAAUGUAUGUUUUCUCAGGUUUAUUAAGGAAAAGCCCCAAACAGUAAUUCACUGAUAUAUUUAAAGCGAUAUCUUUUUGUCUUUUGUUAAAGUAUUUUAUAUAUCAUAUUUAAGCAGAGAACUCGUUUGAAAAUAUUAUUGUUAGGAUAUUCCAACAUAGUUCAUAAAGUGCAAUAUUUUUCUAGAUGGUACACCUUUUCUGUUUGUGUUUAUAUUUGGUUUGUUUUUCACAGCACUGAUCCCAUUAGUCCAGAGGGUUUUAUGAAUAAAAAUGUGCACUUAAAAAAAUAAAAAAAAGAGCAUGAGACCAUUUUCUUUUAAUCGUCUUAAACAUUUCCACGUGUGCUAGCAUUGUAUGUUGUCCUGUAGUGCCACGUUACUUGAGUCUGGAAAUAAAGACACUUUAAAAUCUG